GCAUCCUUGCGGAAGCGGAAGCGGAAGCUCCUUCCAUGCUGAGCGCGCGCGGGGUCGCGCUGGCUGGCUGGGCCCGGGCCGCUGAGGAGACUGUGGGGGGCGCGGGACCGGGAUGGGCCGGGGGGCGGCGGGGCCUUCACCGCCGGCUGCCGCUCCCCGGGCCCGGGCGCAGCGCGGCGCAGCGCGACCCGCAGGGCUGGCGGGAGACGCUCAGCGCCGCCGUGAGCGCGCUGCGGGAGGGCGGCCUGGUAGCGGUCCCCACCGACACCAUCUAUGGGAUCGCGGCUCUAGCCCAGAGCUCUCAAGCAAUUAAGAAGAUCUAUAAUCUGAAAGGGCGAAACGGGGGCAAGCCCCUGGCGAUCUGUCUGGGGGACGUGGAGCAUAUUUACAGGUACUGCCAUGUCAAUGUGCCAGAAGAGCUGCUGCGGGACCUCCUCCCAGGACCUGUGACCCUGGUACUGCAGCGCUCCGAAGGACUCAAUAAAGACCUGAACCCUUUCACGUCGUUGGUUGGCGUUCGUAUUCCAAAUCACACUUUCAUUAGGGAGGUGGCACAGGCUUGCUCGGGACCACUGGCUUUAACGAGUGCUAACAUCAGUACUCGGGCGAGCACGCUGACCGUCUCGGAAUUCCAAGACCUUUGGCCUCAGUUAUCCUUGGUCAUUGAUGGAGGUGCAAUUGGAGAUAUCCAGAGUCCAGAGUGUCGUCUGGGGUCAACUGUGGUCGACUUGUCUGUAUCUGGGAAAUACACCGUUAUUCGGCCUGGCUGCCUAGAGUCACUUGUUGUAGAGAUGAAGAUUUGACUAGCAACUACCCUGCUAAACAAGGCCCAUCAUGCAGCAAGGCAUGGAGCAGCUGGACUCUUAUCAAAUCUCAAAAAAGAUGAACGAGGGCUUUAUAACCCAGAUGCUAUUGUAAGUGAGACACAACCACAGGGAUAGCUUUUUGCUUAUUCCACUCUCGCACUAAAUGGGGUGUACUCUGGUACCAUGCACAGAACUUUGCAGCAGGAGCUCUUUAUAUAAGAUUCCUUUUUGAUUGUCAGGUCAUUAAAGUGGAAAUAUGGACAAAGUGCUGAGUAGGAAUACAAAAGAAUAGCACAAGUAUGGAGGGACAAAAGAAGUUACACCUGGUAAGGGAUAUAAAAGGUAAUGAGCAGCAAGAGUUUAAAUACAAAGAUGGGUGUAUGUGAGUACCUAGUAUUAAAUAAGGAUAUUAAUAUAAUAGGCAUCAUGGAAAUGUGGUGGAAUGAUGAUAAUCAAUGGGACAUGGUAAUACCAGGGUACAAAAUAUAUACAAACAGAGUAGGUUGUGAAAGAAAACAGAUUCAUACAAAAAACUCUACCAUAGAAUCUUUUUGGAUAGAAAUUCCAUGCUUGGAGAGUAGGAGUGUAGAAGUAGGAAUACACUACUGCCCACGGGAGCAGGCUGGUACUAGUGAUUGUGCAACAGGCAGAGGUUAUAAAAAUAAAACCAAUAAUAAUGGGGGCUCCAACUACCCUCUAUUGACUGGGUACAUGUCACCUCAGGACAAGAUGUAGAGAGAAAGAAAAUUUCUAGACACCAUAAGUGACUGAUUCUUGGAGCAGCUAGUCCUGGAACCCACAUUGAUUUAGCCCUAAGUGGAAUACAGGAUUUGAUUCAAGAUAUGAAUAUAGCUGAACCCCUUAGUAAUAGCAACUAUAAUGUAAUUAAAUUUAACUUGUAGGGGGGAAAAUACCAAAGAAUCCCACCAGAGUAGCAUUUAACUUUAAAAGGGGGGAACUACACAAAAAUGAGGAAGCUAGUUAAAUAGAAAUUAAAAGGAACAGUCAGAAGAGUGAAAUGCCUGUAAGCUGCAUGGAAAUGUCUUAUGAACACCAUAACAGAGGUUCAGACUAAAUGCUUACCCUGGGCUCAGUCUUUGGCCCUGGGCCCCAUUAAAAUGGGGUCCUGACCCCCAGUUUGAGAACCACUGGACUAGAUGACCUCUUGAUCUCCCUUACAGCCCUACACUUCUAGGAUUUUAAUAUUUUCUUUACCUAGAGUGAGAUGCUAGAAAGAACAUUUUCAAUCAUUUGCAUUAAAUGGAGAAAAAUGAAACCAAUAGUGCUUUAACUGUACAGCAAAAGUCAGAAUUUGUAUGAAUUAAGCAUAAUUAAUGUGACAAGGUAGAGCCUGGUGCACUAACUCCAAUCUAAAACUGCCACUUCUCACUUUAUUGAUAAAAAGACAAGUACAAAUGAGUUCUUAAAACAACAAAUGUAGAAGGGCCUGGAUGUACUGUAAUUACAAAAAAGGGUAUUUAUUCUAUAGUGAUGUAACUUCCUUCUGGUAGAACACAUUCGUGUUUUCAGUUACAUUUUAUUGCAAGUGGUUGCACUUCAUUUGAUUCUAGAGACAAGAUAAAACAAAGUUAAGGCUAAGUUUUGAACAUGUGAAACACAGAGCAUUUAGCACAGAUCAUUUCAGUUCAUUGGUUGCCAAUACAGAUAAUAGGUUAAAUUCCAGCUUUGAUUGUUUUUAGUUAUUUGGAUACAGUGGCUCACUGACACCACCCAAAGGGUAUCUAACUGUAUGGUUUUGUUUCUUCUACAAUAAACAAUUUUGAGGAACAAUUAA
Messenger RNA from Chrysemys picta bellii (western painted turtle), 2601 nucleotides. RefSeq names its product yrdC N6-threonylcarbamoyltransferase domain containing (gene YRDC). The record is from RefSeq and is a predicted model, not a curated record. Gene Ontology annotation, molecular function: tRNA binding; double-stranded RNA binding; nucleotidyltransferase activity. Gene Ontology annotation, biological process: regulation of translational fidelity. Gene Ontology annotation, cellular component: cytoplasm. NCBI's taxonomy places the organism in Eukaryota, Metazoa, Chordata, Testudines, Emydidae.